CUAGAUCGUUAGCGAAGUGACUGGAAAGGCAAGGAAGGAUUAUAAGCGUAUAAAUAUGGCAAGCCGUCAGAUGUUUCCCAAUCCUUACACGCCUCAACAUCCAAGUAAUAACGAGUUACCACCAGGUUGGGAAAUGAUUUUGGAUAAGAUGACAGGAUGGCCAUAUUUUAUUGACCACAACACGAGACAGACAACUUGGGAAGAUCCCCGUAUCCGAAUGGGUCAAAGACAACAGCCACCAUCGUUUGGAAGUAAUUUACGUGAACUUCCAGUCAAGCAUGAAAAUAGUGGCAUGCCACAGCAGUAUCCACAAAUGCCUCAACCCUAUUCUCAGCAGCAGUAUCCACAGCAACAGUAUCCCCAGCAACCCUAUUCACCACAGCAGCAACAGCCUUGGCAGAAUCCUACUUCCUCUGUCAGUGAUACCCACAUGGUCAGUCCACCAAGGACAGCAACUCCUCCUAGAAUAGGAACACCACCACGACAUGGUGUGAACUUUCCCCAACAACAGGGAAGAUCUUCCCCUGUUGUCAGAGAGAUUCCUAUCCAUCAUAUUUCAUCAACAGGGAACAGAGGACAGCAGCCUGAGGCCUCCACUCAAGGUCCAAACUCAGAUUUAGGGGGCUAUACAAUAUACACAGGAGUAUCUGGGGGACCUCAACAGACCCCGGCUAGUACACAGGGCUACCAACAGGGGCCCAAUAGCCAAGCGACUGGUCAGUAUUCUCAACCUCACCAGCAACAACAGCCUUCAGUUGCUGCACAAACUGUCUUCCCGCCAAAUCCACCUCAGAACUAUCGACAAGAGCCUCAAAACUUUAGUACACCAAGGCCUCAACAGCCGUACCAUCAACAACCUCAGCCAGGAUAUCAACCACCACAACAACCAGGAUAUCAACCACCACCACAACCAUCAUACCAGCAACCACCACAGCAGAGCUUCCCUCCACCACCUCAGAGUCAACCAGCACCCCCUCAGGGCUUUCCGCAACCCUCAGCUAUGUCACAUGGUAUGCAUGGUGACAGCCGGGGACCAGCAGAAAGGGUCAUCCCUAUACAUCAUCAAACUUCAAGUCAAGGUCAAGGCAACAAUCAGGGUCAGGGUCAACAGCCACCUCAUUAUGAGGGCACACCUCACCCACGACAGCAGGUUCCCCAUCCAGAUUAUCCGAACACUGUUCCAUCUGCUCCUCCGUCCCAGUACCACUCGGAACCUUCAGUCAACCAGCAAAGCAGUGAGAGGAAAGGCACCCCAGAUGAAGUCAAUGGACAGGCAAAUGGUCAUAAUAAACAAGAAAAACCAAAACCAAAGACUCCUAUGGACACCAUAUCAGGUAUUCUGUCAGAAGUUAGAGAGUAUGAAGCAAAAGUGGCUAACUUUCAGGGUUUAAAAACUGAUAAAGAAUAUAAAUACCUUGAAGAGAUGCUGACUCGUAAUUUACUGAAGUUAGAUAGCAUUGAGUCAGGAUCAAACAAUGACAUUCGCCAAGCACGAAAAAAUGCUGUACGUGAAAUCCAAGCCAGUUUGGAUCAACUAGAACUGAAGGCUUUCUCUGCAGAACAAAGUGUGGACUCUAGUCAAGAUAGUGCCUCAGAACAGUCAGGCAGUACCUCGGACAAUAACAAGCAACAGAAUAUAUCUCAUAUUUCUGUGUCAGGAGAGGAUAAACCUGAUCCCACCAAAGUCAAAGAAAUGGUUUUAGACAGUGAAGUAAACUGCUAGCUGUGAUAACUACUAGAUUAUUGGUAUUUUGGUAUUUAAUAAUGUUUCUAAAAGUUCUGUAGAAUUGUUUGAAUAUAUAUAAUAUGUACUUGUUUCUUCAACUCAUGUGAGCUUUAGGUAAUUAAAAGAAAAAUUAACAAUUACCCUUUAGAAGCAAUAUUUACAAAUUGUCAAUUAAAUUAUGUGAAAAAUUGAAUUUGGGUACCGUGAUGACCAACAUUUUUUUAUGUAUAUCUAUUUGUCAGGUGUAACUUGUUAUACAAAACAUGUAACACAGUGAACACAAUUUUCUGUGUUUUAACAAAAUUUAGUUUAGAGAAAACAUUUAUUGAUGUCAUUGAAAUAACAACCAUUGAAGUUGAUAGCGUGGAAAACAUUUAUUUACAUUCUUGAUUUCUGUCAAAUCUUGUUUCAUUCCUACUUAGUUUACCAUAUACAUACUUUGUCUUCGAGUCUGUAGCGAAGAUUGUGCAUGUUUGUAAUAAUUAGCUACUUCGUUAUAUAUCGGCAUGAUUAAAUAUGCGUCAAUGGAUUUGCAGUUUUGCAAAUUGGGUGAUGAUAACAUUUUAAAGAAGUUCAGAAUAUAAACACAAAAUUUAUUUAUUGAAGAAUUUCCAUUUAUGUUGCAUUGUAUGGCAGUUAAGAUGUUUGGAUAAUAAAAUUCAUAUUCAUUUUGAGCUAUUGUUGCUAAAUUCCUGUAAGUCGAUUUGUAAACAAACAAUGAAGUAUUUUAACUUAUACAUUUCCCAGUUAAAUUUCAGUUACUUUAAAAUCCCUUUUGGAUGAUUGUAGAAAAAAUCUUGAUGAGUGUAACAUUAUGUAUGAUAUGAUCUAAUUUGUCUGUAUGAAAUUUCACUGGGUCAAACAUAUUUUUACAACAUGUCUUUGGACUUAUUUUGAGUGGUUUUUUUGGGGGGGGCCAAAAAUGGGUAAGAUUUUCAAUUGAAAUUAUUUCAUAUUGAGGCCAAAUUCCCAAAAUUUGCAAUAUAUUAAUUAAGCAAUUUCCUCACAAUUCACUAAUUUUCCUCCUAUUGAGGCAGAGAAAUGACAGGCAUGAUCUAGAUCUGUUUAGUCUAAAUUUUGUUUACAUAAUCGGUGUAUGAUACAACUAUUGUCUUUGCUAUGUUAUACAGGAGAAGGAUUGAGGAAUGAUCUAGAACAGUACUAAACAGUAAUUUUGUAAGAAUUUUCUGGUGAGUCUACAUCACCGUUUGAAAAAUUUUGGCAAGUCCAGACAAAAGGGAUAUUGUGGGUUCCUCAAAUUUGAGCUAGUCUCACAGGCAUGAACUUGGAAUUCCAAAAAUAACUGAAUAAAUUUCUGUUUGUGAUAAGUGAAAAGAUAAAAGUUGAAUUUGAAACUUUAUCAAAGUUUUACUCUUUAAUUGGUGUAGCGUGCAUUUGGGGAACAUAUCAGUUGGUUUUGCUGUAGAUGAAAGUAUAACUUCAUCAACAGCCUGGCAUACAUGUUGGGGUUUGGCCAUGAAUAUCUUCCUUAUUUGUGACAGUUGUCACAAGAAGCAAUGAUCUAGUCACAAUCUGACUCACUAAAUAAUAUCUUGCUUCAAAUAUAGGUAAGGUACAUUUUAUAGAUGAAAUAUAACACUUUAUACAUAGAAACAUUUGUCUCCAAGUUUAAUACAAAUCUAGACCAUGACAGGGUAUGUGUUCAUAUUUGUGAUCCUUAUGAAUGGAAAAACCAGUAUUAUUGUUUUUUUCAUUUUAUAAAAUUGUUAUCAUUUCUGUUGGUUGUAAAUAUUUUUACCAAAUAAAAGUUGUUUGCAGAUGCUUUCAUUAUUAGGUUCAGUCUUUUAUAUUGUAUUUGAAGUUUAUUUUGAAGUGUGUUCAGUGAUUUGUUAAACAAAGAAAAAGUGUUUUAUGUGUUGGUGUGCUAUAUCAAUUUUUUUGUCUUCAUUUGAAUGUGUAAAGCAUAAAUACAGCCAAACGAAGUGCAGUAAUAUAGGUACCUAUAUAUAACUGAUUUUUCCCUCCUGAAAAUUGUUUAAUCCUACCUGGUUUUAAACAAACAUGGUUGAUUCCUGUUUAAAAACUCAUCAUAUACUUGUAAUUACGACAGUCAAUCUUUACAGUUUAUUUUGAUAUAUUUCUCAUUGCCAUCUUUCUGGAUUUCUUGUCUAUUUGAAAUCUGAAUCUGACCCAAGGAGGCAAGUCAGCAAAGAUCAGAAGCAGUUUUCAAGCUAUUUUUAUUAUUGUUUACCAACUUCGAGUGAAAGUAAAGAGUCAUACAUAGUGUUGUGUGUGAUACUUUUCAUGUUAAUUGUUAAGAAGUCAUUUAACUGAAAAUAAGAAAAGCUUGAAGUUGGGAACAGCUAUUAAUUUAACAUCUAUAGAUGGCUAGUUGGUUUGUGAUAUUGUUUGAGUCCAGAGGUUGAUCUGAAGUGUUUUCCAUUGACUGUCCCUCUCUUCUAUCUUAUACAUGUACCUGCGGUCAUGUCCUGUUACCAUUAUAUUCUGUCCAAGUAAGAUCAUAUAAGAUUAGAUCCUGUGCACAAUAAAUUUGAUUUCCACAUGGGUUAAUUUCAAUAUAUGUACUCAAGAUAGGUCCCCUGAUUGCUUUUUCUUAGCCAUUCCUUCAUGUAUGUCCCUCCAUAUAUUGCCUUGUUCUCUUACAAAUAAAGUGUUUUGCAGGACAAAUUAGUGUCAGUGUAACAAGGUGUUAUUGUUUAAUAACUGUAAAUAUAUCUUUUAUAUUAUAUCCAAGAUAUGAAAAAAAACAUGAAAGGCAGUGGAUAUUGUCCUGAAAAAUGUUUGUAGUCAGAAAAGUUUAAUCACUAGAAAUCUGAUGUAAAAAGAAAGUGCAGGACUUUAACCCACUGCCAGCCCCACCCCCAACAUACAAAAAAAUAGAUAAAUCUUGUGUCAUGUGAUAAAUGAUAUUUCAGGGUUUAAGAUUAGGAAGGUGAAAACUUUCUUUUGUAGAACUGAUUAUUCUGGUAUGGUAACAUUGUUUUAUAUUGUUACCAACACAUGCUGUUUAGAAGAAUUCUGUAAUUUUGUAAUUGUGCUUAGAUUCAUAACUACAACUCGGUUAGUGAAAAAUUCUCUUGGUUAGUGGAAACUCAUUUUAGUACAACUGGGUCAGUGAAAACCCCGUUUUGGUUGUGAAAAACUCAUUUUACUACAUCGUAAGAUAUACUACGAAACUUGUUUUUUCUCUUUGCACCUUGGAUAUUGGAAAACCUAAGGGCCAAAUUUUAUGUACACAUGCAUCAGCAGUACUACAAAUAUUGUCAUUUUAUCUGUAAAUAUUUAUACCAUCAUGUGAGUUCUGGAAUCAAUCAAAGAAGAUAUCAAAUUUGAUGGAUUAAAGGAGAUAACAAAUUGGAUUUGAUUAAAACCCAACCUCUGAAUUAAUUUCACAUAUUAGCAAAGUGUAUUUUUUUAAACUUUAUUAGUGUAUGAUGUUGUUUAUGGGUGUUUUUGACAACACAGGUUCUAUUUUCAGUAAAAUUUUGUUACUAAAAGAAAAAUACAAGUAUAGGGCACAAAUUGAAGGAGGGAGAGUAUGUUAAGUAGAAGUAUAUAAAUUAUAUGUGGCUACUGUUAAAUACAAUGUUUUAGAAUUUUUUUAAUAUCAAAUUUUGUCCUAGAACGAAUCAAUUUUUCAUUGGUACAUGAAAAUUGUUUUACAAAGAAAUUUUUGUUAUCAGACGUUAAAGAUUUCACUAAAUGUCAAAAAAAUAUCAAAAUCAGUGUUAAUAUAUCUGAACCAAUUGCAUUUGAAAGAAUAUGUGUUAUUGUAUUGUUACAAUUUAUUGCAAAUAAGUGUAUUUAAAAGAUGGAGAAGUACAAAUUUUACUUUUUGAAAUUCUAACUUUCUAUCUUUAUCACAAAAUUCAAAGCAUUUUUUUACAGAAAAGGCACCUGAAAUGAUAAUGAUGUACGUAGUAGAUUGUUCUUAACAUGUGAACAUAGACAAGAUAAUAUUUUGUACAGGACCAAACAUUUCUGUUAUUUCUAUGUGUAUGUUCAUAUUUUGCCUCUAUAGCAACAUAGGUGUUAUUGUUAUCAUGGUAUAAAGCUUUACUGUUAAGAAAUUCUUGUCAGAAUUUUUUUGUUUUGUCAUACUUAUAGACAUAUUGUAGAUUCUACUGUUGAUAUGACAAAGGUGACGUUUUGACAAUAUCAGAUACCCACUUGUUCCCUUUGGUUCAUUUUUACACGCAAUACUCCAUUACUCCCUUGCAGCAAUAUGGCAUGAGGGGAGAUAACUAUGUUAGGGAUACAAAACAAAGGGAGGUAAUUUCAGAAUGAUAUAAUGAUGUGCAUGUGGCAUUGUGAUUGAUUAAUGAGUGCAGAUAUUUGUCAAAUGUGCUGUGGUUUUCUUCUGGAAUGUGAAGAUAUUGUUUUUGAAAAGUAGUCUUAAUGCAUUGUUACAAAAAAUCCAGAUUGUUUUGGUAGACGUAGAUUUAAUUUGCUCUACUUUAUAAUGCUAUGUAUUAAACUUAUUUAUUAAAAUGCUCUAACUUUUCAUAAUGAA
Molecule: messenger RNA, 6221 nt
Organism: Ylistrum balloti
Lineage: Eukaryota; Metazoa; Mollusca; Bivalvia; Pectinida; Pectinidae
Product: BAG family molecular chaperone regulator 3-like
Exons: 2
Coding region: 56-1723 (555 amino acids)
Molecular function (GO): protein-folding chaperone binding
Source: RefSeq, a predicted model, not a curated record